Molecule: messenger RNA, 2584 nt
Organism: Taeniopygia guttata (zebra finch)
Lineage: Eukaryota; Metazoa; Chordata; Aves; Passeriformes; Estrildidae
Gene: ARSK
Product: arylsulfatase family member K
Molecular function (GO): glucuronate-2-sulfatase activity; arylsulfatase activity
Source: RefSeq, a predicted model, not a curated record
CGGGCACUGUCCAGCAUGAGCCGCACAGUCACCUACAGGCAAAACACCCCUUCGCCGCAAACCUGGACAGCAGCCGCAGUGCGAGGCCACCUAGCCCGGCCUGCGGGUGGGGUCGGGGACCCGCGGAUGGGGCCGCGAACCGCCUGGGGAGACAAUCCACGCCCGCAGGGAAAGCUGCGGCGGGCCGAGCCAGGCCGGCACGGUACGGCGCGGCGCGGCGCGGCGCGGCGCGGCGCGGCGCGGCGCGGCGCGGCACGGCACGGCACGGCACGGCACGGCACGGCACGGCACGGCACGGCACGGCACGGCACGGCACGGCGCGUCGCCACCCGCUCCCGCCGCACCUCCAGCCGCCGCCGCUCCCGGCCGGGUCCCGGGACCUGGGGCACUGCAGGAGAUGCACUUCCUGCUCCCGGGGCAUGCUGGGAGUUACAGGCCGCCGCCCUGGGCACUGUGGGAGUUGUAGGCCGCAGUCAGCGGCUAGCCUCAAUUCUUACGCUGUGGCCAGAGACACGGAAUCUGCUUUCGGAGCUGCCACUGCUCUCGGUUAGAGAGCUGGAGGCCAGGGCGAUGCACGACGGCGGGCCGCUGGGGCUAGCCGGUCUGGCGCUACUCCUCACGGCCUCCGGGGCGGGAGCAAGGCCGCGGCCCGCUGCCCCCGGGCACCAGCCCCGAUCUAACGUGGUGUUGGUGGCCUGCGACUCUUUGUUUUCUCACUGUGCCCACCAGCACACUGGACAUGCUUUGAUGUGUUUUACUCUGAGGAGCCUUGGUUUCUCUAACUCGUCUAACACUCCUUGUGGAAUCAAACAUAAGCUCCGUGGUGUUAAGCUCCAGGAUGGACGCUUGACGUUUUUGCCAGGGAAUCAGACUGUGGAUUUACCUUCCAUAAAUUUUAUGAAAAGACAUGGCACUGUCUUUCUCAAUGCCUACACCAACUCUCCAAUUUGUUGUCCUUCCCGCGCAGCUAUGUGGAGUGGUCUUUUCACUCAUAUAACAGAAUCUUGGAAUAACUUCAAAGGUCUAGAUCCAGGUUAUGUAACAUGGAUGGAUCUCAUGGAGAAGCAUGGCUACCAUACACAGAAGUUUGGGAAAUUGGACUUUACUUCUGGACAUCAUUCAGUAAGUAACCGUGUGGAAGCUUGGACUAGGGAUGUUAACUUCCUGCUCCGACAAGAAGGAAGACCCAUGGUGAAGGUUACAGGCCAUAGGAAGCAGAUUAGAGUAAUGGAAACAGAUUGGCAGAAUACUGAUAAAGCUGUAAACUGGAUAAAGGAAGAAGCUGUUAACUUUACUCAACCAUUUAUUCUUUACUUGGGACUAAAUUUACCACACCCAUAUCCAUCACCCUAUGCAGGAGAAAAUUUUGGAUCCUCUACAUUUUUAACAACUCCCUAUUGGCUUGAAAAGGUAAAUUAUGAAGCUAUUAAAAUACCCAAGUGGUCUUCUCUUUCAGAGAUGCAUCCAGUAGAUUAUUACUCAUCGUACACGAAGAAUUGCACUGGAGAGUUUACAAUGGAAGAAGUGAGAAAUAUUAGAGCAUUUUAUUAUGCUAUGUGUGCAGAGACAGAUGCCAUGCUGGGUGAGAUUAUUUCAGCUCUGCAAAAUACUGGGCUUCUUGGAAAAACAAUCGUUAUAUUCACUGCAGAUCAUGGAGAACUUGCUAUGGAACACCGUCAGUUCUAUAAAAUGAGCAUGUAUGAGGGAAGUUCCCAUGUUCCUCUUUUAGUUAUGGGGCCAGGUUUAAGAGAACAGCACCAAAUACCAAAUGUAGUAUCGCUUGUGGAUAUCUACCCUACUAUGCUUGAUAUAGCAAGAAUUCCUGUCCCUCAGAACCUCAGUGGAUAUUCUCUUAUACCGCUGCUACGUGAAAAGGCUGAGAACAAAGUGUCACCCACAGGACCUCGGCCCUCAUGGGUGCUGAGUGAGUUCCAUGGAUGCAAUGUGAAUUCCUCUGUGUAUAUGCUGAGAAUUGGCAAGUGGAAAUACAUCACAUACUCAGAUGGCUCUUCAGUACUGCCCCAACUCUUUGACCUUACUGCUGAUCCAGAUGAGCUUACAAAUCUUGCCAUAAAAUUCCCAGUAACUGUACAUUCUUUGGACAAAAUACUUCGCUCUAUAGUAAACUAUCCAAAGGUUUCUUCUUCUGUUCAGGAGUAUAACAAACAACAGUUUAUCAGUUGGAAACAAAGUUUGGGUCACAAUUACUCAAGUGUUAUUGCAAACCUUAGAUGGCAUCAAGACUGGUUAAAGGACCAAAAAAAGUAUGAGAAUGCAAUUGAAAAGUGGCUUGGGAUUUCUUUCUCUAACAGGAGUGGUCAUUUGCAAAAAUGUUGGCUUUAUUGCAAUUACCUUGCAAUCACUGGGAUAUUUCCUGAAGAAGACCUGUUCCAUUGGCCCUCAUUGACUUAUUCAACAAGAUUACCAGGAAGGCAGUGGCAGAGAGAUUGCAAGAAAAGCAGGAGCAUCACAAUUUUCUGAAGGAAAAAGGUUAACCAAGCAAGGCUUUUUUUCUGCAUAGCACUUGUUUUAUGUAUAUAUACAUAAGAUGAAUGCUGAUUAAAAAAACAUGGAAAAAAGAGAA